UCAGUACUCGUCUGGCCGUGUACCUCUGCAGAACACGAUCCCGAUCGCAGCAGACCCUCCGUCUGACGUACUACGGUACUACGACGUACGACUUUUAUCACUUACGUCGAGUGCGGAAAAAAUGACGCCGCCAAAAUGACCUGUCGGUGUCAUUGUCGCUGCUUUCUGAUACGGCUUGUUUCGUAUCUAAUCUACAUACCUCUCUGAGAGUAUUUGUUUUGGCUUAUUUAGUGGUACGGUACUGACUUUAGUGGAAGCGGUUUUGUUAGAUACGGUCGCGCGCGUAUUUAAUAGUGAGUGUAUUAUUUUGAAAAAAAAUAAGAACUAAAAGGAACGAACUAUUUUGGUUAAGUGGAAGUGAAUUUUUUUAGUGAUUUGUAUUGUUGUUGUGGUGAAAUAAAGUUUUCAUAACGGAUUAUAUUUUACUUAGCUUAGAGACGCGGAAACACAACCAUCAGCCAUGGAUAAGUUCAUUUUAAAAUGAUUAUUCAGAACAAGAACAGUUCGGAGGAGAUCGACGACAUGGACUCGUUGAUCGAUAAUGAAAUUGUGGAGGAGGAGGAGGGCGAAGAGGAGGAAAGUCGGAAUGAGGUGUUGAUGGAGGAUAUUGUAAAUGAUAUAGGACGAGGCGUUUUGCAUCACAGGAAGAGUUCCUUGGCACUUACGCCGGAAGAAGAACCUUUUGAUAUAAAUAGGGGCCCAAACGAACUGAAAUAUGGUCUAAUCAUCCCUAAUAUAAAACAUCAAUUGAAGUUACUUCUUGUUUUUGCUCAAUUGGAUCCAGUUUCCGAGACUUUCACGAAAGCCGCCGAAAAACUUGGAUUCGAAGUCACUCUUUGUCAUACGGACAUUAGUGCUCUGGAGGAAUACCAAACGAAGUCCCACGACUUGGUCAUAGUAGACAACAGGAUAACCAAAGCUUUCGAUAAUGAUUUAUUAUGCAGGUCAAUAAGGAACACGAGAGGAAGUCAGCAUACAGUUAUGAUUGCGGUUGUUAAGAAAAGUGCAUUUGAACGGGACGAUAUAACCAUAACUUCCCUUUUGGAAUCUGGAUUUAAUAGGUGUCUUAUAGAGACGACCAAUCUGCUGACAUGCGUAAACGAAAUGAUUUUGCUCAAACACAGUGAUAUCCGCAUCAUGGCACAACACGCAACCUGUCAAGCUCUUUAUACAGCGUUGGACAAAUGUAAGGACUUGGUUAUUGUUACAGACGAUACCUACAAAUUUCAGUAUAUGAACACGGCGUGCGAAAGACAGCUAGGGCUGAGGCAGGAGGACACUUUGGGGAAGACCCUUCAGGAGCAGUUAGUGUACGAUACGGUGCAAAUAAACACUAUGGGUUCGUCCCUUUUGAGGGCCAGAGAAUGGAGCGGUCCCAUGACAUUGAAAAGGAAAUCCACACAAGACCCCAUUGUCACCUCGUGUAAAGCCGUGCCGUUUUCGUGCGCUGGGAGAAUGCCAACCCAUUUCAUCCUUGUCUUCGACACAAAUUCAAUAGAUCCAAAUAUGCUAUCCCAAUCCAGGGGCAGCAUACAUUCCAUAAGACGUGGCUCUACGGACGUUAGAAGCGUGGGAAGCGACUAUCUCAGACGUACGUCUUUAGCGAAAUUGAACGCUCUACCAUUAGAAGCACCAAUUACGAAGGUAAUAGGCCUAAUCGAUCAAAUACGAGAAAGUUUAGGGUCGAACCCCCAGGCGAUCCAACUAAUUGACAGAGUGGAAGACAUUCUGAAAAGUUCCGAGCUCUACGUCUCUCACGUCAAGGAGGACUCCAAAGUUAAGGCUGACGAACCUGUUGUAUCGGAUCUCAUAACGGCACUACUUUCGAAAACACCCCAGCCAACACUGUCAGCAUCUUCGAGGAGGAGUAGUAACGAUUCUUCAGUGUUUAGACCUUCUAGGACAGGACUGAUUAAAGCACCGGCAGCAAUUCGCGACCUGCUAGAAACAUCCCUCACCUGGGAAUUUGACAUUUUCAAACUGGAGGACCUAAGCAGGCGGCGACCUCUUCAGCAUCUUGGCAUGAACCUCUUCAAUCAUUUCGACGUAUGCGGAUCACUGAACUGCGACGAAAAGACGCUUAGCAAUUGGCUGACUGUCAUCGAGGCCAAUUACCACAUCGAGAAUUCGUAUCACAAUUCGAGCCACGCAGCCGAUGUCAUGCAGGCGACGGCUGGCUUUCUGGAAAAGGAACGGAUGAAAUCGAUCAUGGAACCGUUGGACGAGGCCACGAGCCUGAUCGCCGCGGCCGCCCACGACCUGGACCAUCCCGGCAAGUCCAGCGCCUUCCUCUCCAAUUCCAACAACCCCCUGGCGAUCCUCUAUAAUGACGUCACGGUGCUGGAGUCGCACCAUUCAGCUCUCAUGUUCAAAUUGACUCUGGGUGACGAGAGAGUGAACAUAUUCAAAAACUUGGACAGGGACACGUACAAACUGGCCAGGCAUAACGUUAUAGAUAUGAUUCUGGCAACCGAAAUGACAAAACAUUUCGAACAUUUAGCGAAGUUUGUCAAUGUGUUCUGUCCGAGAAGUUCCAUCGGCUCCGAUAUGGACCAACCGGACGACUACAAUGCCCUGCUCAGCCCCGAGAACACCACCCUGGUCAAGCGGAUGAUGAUCAAGUGCGCGGACGUGUCCAAUCCCACGCGGCCCCUGCGCAUCUGCGUGGAGUGGGCGCGCCGCAUUGCCGAGGAGUACUUCCAGCAAACGGACGACGAGAAAAUGAGGGGCUUGCCGGUGGUGAUGCCCAUGUUCGACAGGGCCACGUGUUCCAUUCCCAAGUCGCAGAUCGGGUUCGUCGACUACAUCAUCAACGACAUGUUCGAGGCCUGGAACGCCUUCAUCGACAUGCCCGAACUGCUCACGUACAUGAGACAAAACUAUAUCCGGUGGAAGGAGUUCGAUGAACAGGGUCACACUACUUUAAGCGAUAUCCAGAAACUCCAAGCCACUGUUCUGUCACCUUCAGUAUCUUCCGCAAUUAAGUCUGAUUAGCAUAAGCGUUUCCGUCACAGUGUUGACAUCAGUGAUUUAAGACGUAUCCUUACUCAAAGAAACAUGAACUACAAUACCUGACUAAAUAAUAGCGCAUAUCUUUAAAAAAAUAAUAAAAUAAAUCCUCCUAUUUCUUGUACAAAAACCAUAUAUAAACGUACAUCUAUUUAUGUAUCUAUAUUUUUAUUAAACUUUUAUGAAAUUAUAUCGCAUGCAGGUCGUGCCACUUCAUAUGUCUAUUUAUCUUAUAUUCUUUGAUGAAUAUAUAUGUGUUUUCUAUUUGUAAAGAGAAUUAUGUCCGUGUGUAUUGUUUUAUUCCCUUGAAAUGUUAGAUCUAAAUAAAUAAUGUUUUUUUAA
Molecule: messenger RNA, 3351 nt
Organism: Sitophilus oryzae (rice weevil)
Lineage: Eukaryota; Metazoa; Arthropoda; Insecta; Coleoptera; Curculionidae
Product: high affinity cAMP-specific and IBMX-insensitive 3',5'-cyclic phosphodiesterase 8
Exons: 18
Coding region: 481-2994 (837 amino acids)
Biological process (GO): positive regulation of ERK1 and ERK2 cascade; regulation of DNA-templated transcription; signal transduction
Molecular function (GO): 3',5'-cyclic-nucleotide phosphodiesterase activity
Source: RefSeq, a predicted model, not a curated record